GAAAGUGAAAGUGUAAAAUCGCUUAUUCACUCCGAGCUCGACAGACUUCCGCUCGUUACAGAGUCGCAGGAUCGCGUUCUAAUCUGCUGAAGUCGGUGUGAAGUGUGUUCAGAAUCAUGUCUCGAGGCUCAAACGCGGGGUUUGACCGACACAUCACGAUCUUCUCUCCCGAGGGCCGCCUGUAUCAAGUCGAAUAUGCCUUCAAAGCCAUCAGUCAGAGCGGGCUGACCACGGUGGGCAUCAGAGGGACGGACUGCGCCGUGCUGCUCACACAGAAGAAAGUGUCGGACUCGCUCCUGGAUGCAUCUACAAUGACAAACAUGUUUCGUCUCACUCCGCGGAUCGGAUGUGUCAUGACCGGACAUUACGCUGACAGCCGCUCUCAGGUUCAUCGGGCUCGCAUCGAGGCGGCCGAGUGGAAGUAUAAGUUCGGUUAUGACAUCACGGCGGACAUGCUGUGCCGGCGCAUGGCGGACAUCUCUCAGGUGUACACACAGAACGCAGAGAUGAGGCCGCUGGGCUGCAGUAUGAUGCUGAUCGCCAUGGACCCUCAGACGGGCCCCGUGCUGUACAAAUGUGACCCGGCCGGGUACUUCUGCGGCUUCAGGGCCACCAGCGUUGGGGUCAAACACCACGAGGCCAGCAGCUACCUGGAGAAGAAGCUGAAGAAGCAGCCGGAUCUGCCCUACGACCGCACUGUGGAGAUGGCGAUCUCGUGUUUGUCUACUGUGCUGUCAAUGGACUUCAAAAGCACUGAGCUGGAAGUGUCUGUGGUGACCAAAGAAAACCCCAAAUUCAGGACUCUGUCAGAAGCAGAGAUCGAGCGUCAUCUGGUGGCGAUCGCGGAGAGGGAGUAACUGUCAGGUUUACCGUGUUUUUACCGUUUGCCGUCAGUCCAACGCUCAUGUUUGACUGUGUUUGGUGUGUGUUUCUACUGAAUGUCAAUCCUCCGUCGAGCAGCAGACAGUCACUAAUUAUCAAUAAAAGCAUCUUGUCAGUCUGAA
This is a messenger RNA of Carassius auratus (goldfish), 1004 nucleotides long. RefSeq names its product proteasome subunit alpha type-6-like. The record is from RefSeq and is a predicted model, not a curated record. Gene Ontology annotation, cellular component: proteasome core complex; proteasome core complex, alpha-subunit complex. The coding region runs from base 117 to 857 and encodes 246 amino acids. Gene Ontology annotation, biological process: ubiquitin-dependent protein catabolic process. The transcript is spliced from 7 exons. Lineage: Eukaryota; Metazoa; Chordata; Actinopteri; Cypriniformes; Cyprinidae.